CCGGUCGAAGCUGCUGCCGGACGUGGCCCGAGAGCUUGGGGCAGCGGCCGACGUCACUUCGAGCUUCCCAAAAGCUUCUUGCAGUCUGUCUUCAAUCCACAACACACCAAACAGAACCUCCAUCCGCCACCCACAGCAUCUCCAUUCCGCCCUCCUUUUCGCAUCCAUUCGUUGAGCAGUCUUUCCUUGCAUCUCCGUUCACUGCAGCUUCUCCUCCAUCCCCGCCAACCACAGCAAGCCCUUCGAGCCGGCCCUUCGCAUUGAGCCAUGAGCAUUCGGUGACAAUAGCAUUCUCCGGGAAGAAUAUUAUGGAUGGCGAGUCCAACGAAGAGAGGGAACGCCGCCUGCGGUCACUAUGGCUGCAGCUCGAUGUCAAGAGGAAGGGAUACCUCGAUGUUCCCGCGCUCAAGAGCGGGCUGGCACAGAUGAAUCACCCGCUCAAAGAUGCAGAUGGCCUGGUCCGGGAUAUGCUCUCGGCCUGCGACAUCAACCACGACGGGCAGAUAACAUAUGACGAGUUCGUGAGGUUCUGCAAAGAGACCGAGCGCUCCCUCUGGAACCUCUUCCAAAGCAUCGACCGCGAUCACAACGGCAACCUGGACAAAUCGGAGCUCUCACAGGCCUUUGAGCGUGCAGGUGUCGGCGUAUCGAAUGCUCGGCUCGAUCGUUUCUUCGGCUACAUUGAUAAGAACCACGACGGCCGAAUCGACUUUCCCGAGUGGCGCGACUUCCUCUUGUUCAUCCCGACCAACGCCCCGGGCCUCAAAGCCAUUUUCUCUUAUUACACGCAGACCGUCAAGCUCACUGCUGAAGGUGACGUGCAUCUGAGCGAUGAAGCUCUGUCAGGUCUCGGUACGACUUUCCAAUUUCUCUUCACAUCUCUCUUCGGCGCCAUCAUCCAAAUAUAUAAUACUCACCCAUCCCGCACCUCACGCAAACCCCAUCCCAUGCACAACACCCGACCGCCCGAACUCGAAUUCGACCUCGACGCAGAGCUAGCGGUCCACGAAGGCAACCUUGCCCAAGUCGCUCUCGACGACGACGAUCCCUUUCUCCCCACCCGACCUGCCCGCCGGAAAGCCACUGCUGCCACCUCCGCCGCCGUCAUCACGCAAGCCGCACCCACACCCGAUACACUACUCCAUCAAGAUGCACAGCGUCGCUCAGUGAUAUCAAGACUGACGGACUCCGUUCCCAAUUUAGGCUACUUUGCGGCGGGCGGCUUGUCUGGUAUUACCUCUCGCACCGCUACCGCGCCGCUCGAUCGGCUCAAGGUGUACCUUAUCGCGCAGACCGGUAGCGCGACGAAGGCCGCGGCCGCUGCUAAGAGUGGUGCCGUGCUCCAAGCCACUAAGCAUGGCAUGAGCACCAUGUGGGGUGCCUGCAAGGAGAUUUGGGCAGAUGGCGGACUGCGGAGCUUGUUCGCUGGCAAUGGACUGAACGUCCUCAAGGUCGUGCCCGAGUCCGCCGUCAAGUUCGGCUCGUACGAGGCUAGCAAACGCGCGAUAGCCAAAUUUGAAGGCCACGACGAUCCGAAGCACAUCCGCGGCAUCUCCCAAUUCAUGGCCGGAGGCACCGCUGGCAUGAUAUCGCAAGCCUGUGUUUAUCCCCUCGACACCCUCAAAUUCCGCACACAAUGCGAAACCGUCGCAGGCGCCGCAAAGGGCAAUGCUCUGGUGAUCGAAACAGCACGCAAGAUGUGGCGGCACAACGGAAUUCGCGCCUACUACCGCGGUCUCCCCAUGGGGCUGAUAGGAAUGUUCCCUUACUCGGCGAUCGACCUCUUCACCUUUGAGAGACUCAAGCAGGCGGUUGUUAAUCGCAACAUGAAGACCAAGGGCAUCAAGCACGAAGAAGAUGCGCUGCCGUCCAACUUUGCGCUGGCGUUGAUGGGCGGGUUCAGUGGUGCGAUCGGCGCUAGUGCCGUCUAUCCCAUCAAUCUGCUGCGUACUAGGCUUCAGAGUCAGGGGACGACGCAGCACCCGCGAACGUAUACGGGAGUGUUGGAUGUUACGCGACAGACAAUCCAGGGCGAGGGAGUGAGAGGAUUGUUCAAGGGAUUGACACCGAACCUGCUCAAGGUCGUGCCGGCGGUCUCAAUCACCUAUGUCGUAUACGAAAACACCAAAAAAGCCCUGCACCUGCACUGAUCAACGCGCCCGCCGAGCGUUGCCCUACUGCGAAAUGGCCCGA
Neohortaea acidophila is the source of this 2193-nucleotide messenger RNA. RefSeq names its product mitochondrial carrier domain-containing protein. Gene Ontology annotation, molecular function: ATP transmembrane transporter activity; calcium ion binding. Lineage: Eukaryota; Fungi; Ascomycota; Dothideomycetes; Mycosphaerellales; Teratosphaeriaceae. Gene Ontology annotation, biological process: transmembrane transport. The record is from RefSeq and is a predicted model, not a curated record. The transcript is spliced from 6 exons. The coding region runs from base 309 to 2150 and encodes 613 amino acids.